UACAGAGCAGGUUCUUGUUGGUAGUCACUGCUGUAGUGUCUGGAGCCUCUUCUUCUCUCUGGUAUCAGCCAUUUUUUUUCCAGAAUCCCCCUUUAUCCCCGGUGCUGGGGGUUCUGAGAAGCGGGGUCUCUCCAGGAGCAGUAAGUGCGGUUCUGGAUCUCACUAAUGCUCUUGUCCCUGGAGGAUUUCCAGCCUCUCCUCUCCUCAUAAAGACACCUGCAGUACUAGAAGCCUCCAGCUCCUCCAGUUCUCUCCUCUUCUCCUGAAUGACCACGAAGGAUGGACAGGAAGGAGAUCAGCAGAAGAAUAUUAGACUUCACCUUGGAGAUCAUCUCCCUGCUGAGCGGAGAGGAUUACACCAUAGUGAAGAAGACAUCGGGGCUGACUCUCAUCCUCCAUGAGUCAGGAGGGUGGAGCAGGACCCCCAUCGCAGAGCCUUCCCCCCUAAUAGUUGAGCAGAAGAUCCUAGAACUCACUCACAAGAUGAUUGAGCUGCUGACUGGAGAGGUUCCUGUAAGGUUUCAGGAUGUGGCGGUCUAUUUCUCCACGGAUGAGUGGGAGUAUUUAGAAGGACACCAGGAUCUGUACAAGGAAGCCAGGAUGGAGGCUCCCCGGCCUCUGACAUCACCAGAAAAUCCCAGUAAGAUCUCUGAGGGCAACUUCAUGUUAUCGCUAAAUCAUAUAGUAGAAGAUGAAGAUAUCGGGCAGCGCUCUUCAGGAGGAAACCUCAUUACCUGUAAUGUCCAUCCAGGACUUCACAGUACAGAUCUAUCAUAUAAUCCUCCAAAUCAUGAUGAACUUUCUCCUGACCAUUCACAAAUUGUUACCACAAGUAAUGAUAAAAAAUUUGGUAAAAGAGAGAAGUCGUAUUCAUUUUCAGAAUGUGGGAAAGGUUUUAAUACUAAAGAGAGCCUCAACGUUCAUCAGAGAAGUCACACAGGAGAGAAGCCGUAUUCAUGUUCAGAAUGUGAGAAAUGUUUUAAACAAAAGUCAUAUCUCAUUACACAUGAAACAAGUCACAUAGGAGAGAAACCAUAUUCCUGCUCAGCAUGUGAGAAAUGUUUUAUUACUAAUAACAUGCUCAAGGUUCAUCAGAGAAGUCACACAGGAAGGAAAUCAUAUUCAUGUUCAGAGUGUGGGAAAUGUUUUACAAGAAAGUCAGAUCUCUUUUUGCAUGACAGAAUUCACACAAAAACAAAGCCAUUUUCAUGUUCAGAAUGUGGGAAAUAUUUCAUUACAAAACGCAACCUCAAGCUUCACCACAGAAUUCACACAGGAAAUAUGCCAUAUUCCUGUUCAACAUGUGGGAAAGGUUUUAUAUUUAAAUCAAAACUUGUUGCACAUGAGAGAAGUCACUCAGGAGAGAAGCCGUAUUCAUGUUUAGAAUGUGAGAAAAGUUUUAAACAAAAGUCAGAUCUUGUUAUACAUGAAAGAGGUCACACAGGAGAGAAACCAUAUUCAUGUUCAGAAUGUGGUAAACGUUUUAUAAAAAAGUCAGAUCUUGUUAUCCAUGAAAGAAUUCACACAGGAGAGAAGCCGUAUUGCUGUUCAGAAUGUGGGAAAUGUUUUAUAUGUAACUCAAAACUUGUUCUACAUGAGAGAAGUCAUACAGGAGAGAAGCCGUAUUCAUGUUCAGAAUGUGGGAAAUGUUUUUUAUAUAAAUCAAAACUUGUUCUACAUGAGAGAAUUCACACAGGAGAGAAGCCGUAUUCAUGUUCAGAAUGUGGUAAAUGUUUUAGAAAAAAGUCAGAUCUCAUUAUACAUGACAGAAUUCACACAGGAGAGAACCCGUAUUCCUGUUCAGAAUGUGGUAAAUGUUUUUUAUAUAAAUCAAAACUUGUAGUACAUGAGAGAAUUCACACAGGAGAGAAGCCAUAUUCAUGUUCAGAAUGUGGGAAAAGCUUUACACAAAAGUCAGAUCUCAUUAUACAUGAAAGAAUUCACACAGGAGAGAAACCAUAUUCAUGUUCAAAAUGUGGGAAAUGUUUUAUUACUAAAGACAAGCUCAAGCUUCAUCAGAGAAGUCACACAGGAGAGAAACCAUAUUCAUGUUCAGAGUGUAGUAAAUGCUUUACAAAAAAGUCAGAUCUGGUUGUACAUGACAGAAUUCACACAGGAGAGAAGCCGUUUUCCUGUUCAGAAUGUGGGAAAUGUUUUAGAGAUAAAUCACGUCUUCAUAAACAUGAGAAAAUUCACACAGGAGAGAAGCCAUAUUCCUGUUCAGAAUGUGGGAAAGGUUUUAUAGAUAAAUCAGGUCUUCAUAAACAUGAGGGAAUUCACAGAGCAGAGAAGCCGUAUUCCUGUUCAGAAUGUGGGAAAGGUUUUAGAGAUAAAUCACGUCUUCAUAAACAUGAGGGAAUUCAUAGAGGAGAGAAGCCGUAUUCCUGUUCAUAAUGUGGGAAAGGUUUUUUUUUAAAAAUC
Messenger RNA from Bufo gargarizans (Asiatic toad), 2421 nucleotides. Its product is annotated as zinc finger protein 260-like. Gene Ontology annotation, biological process: regulation of transcription by RNA polymerase II. The record is from RefSeq and is a predicted model, not a curated record. The transcript has 5 exons. Lineage: Eukaryota; Metazoa; Chordata; Amphibia; Anura; Bufonidae. Gene Ontology annotation, molecular function: DNA-binding transcription factor activity; RNA polymerase II cis-regulatory region sequence-specific DNA binding. The coding region runs from base 280 to 2394 and encodes 704 amino acids.